UUCACCUAUGAUAUGUCAGAUGUAGGAAAUGUAUGUAACCACAAGAUUAAGUUGUGGUAUAUGCAAGUGCAACCUCACAUUUAGCAGUUUAAGAUUUAUCUUACAUUCAUCAUAUAUAGCAUUAAUCUCCUAGACUUGAAGUGAUCCUCUAUGAAAUGUCUGGCUGUGGAAAAAUCUAGAAAGUAGAAUGGUACGUAUAUGGUAAGACCUCAGGUCCCCACCCACUGGUGCUUCCAACAGAGCAGUCCAUGUCGUGCUUUCCAGAAUCCUCCAUCACUCAUUUCCAAAUUUGUAUAUAUUUCAGAACUAAACUCACUACCACAAACACAUAUUUACUUCAUAAAAAACAAGCAACAAUUAAUACUUGUGAUUAUUUGUAUCAACAACACUUCACCACUCAACAAAAAUGGCACAAUCUUUAUCCUCUAAUCUAGGUCUUAACCCGGCCAUGGUUUCCAAGAGUUCAUCAAGCACCUCAAGAUCAACCCAUUUUCUUCUAUUGCAAAAGGUAAAGCCCCUCAGAGCCAUGACAGGGGACGCAAGAGAAAAACUCAACCAUGUCUCAAGAGACAUCAACAAUACCAACCACCAAUCCCAACCCAAAAGAAGAACCGUUCCUUCCGCACCCAUAGGGUUAUGGGAUCGAUUUCCUACAGCAAGAACAGUACAAGAGAUGAUGGAGACAAUGGAAAGAAUGAUGGAAGAUCCAUUUGCAAUGAGCACACUUGAGUGGCCAUCAUCACCUCUUCCAAGUGAAGGAGCAGGUGGAUAUCGAAGGAGGGGAAGAACACCAUGGGAGAUUAAAGAAGGAGAAAUUGAAUACAAGAUGAGGUUUGACAUGCCUGGUAUGAAAAAAGAAGAUGUGAAAGUGUGGGUUGAAGAGAAGAAGAUGCUUGUGGUUAAAGCUGAGAAGGGAUCCAAGAAGAAGAAGAUUGGAGAAGAAGAGAUGGUGAAAGAAGAAGGAGAUGUUGAUGAAUGGUGUUCUAAGAGCUAUGGUAGAUAUAGUGGCAGAAUUGUUUUGCCUCAGAAUGUGGAGUUUGAGAAUAUUAAGGCAGAGGUUAAGGAUGGUGUUCUUUACAUUAUAAUUCCUAAGGCUUCUAGCUCCUCCAAAGUCUUGAAUUCUAGUGUUCAAUGAUUCUUAUUUUUUAAUGUGCUCAUGUUAAUAAGGUUAUAGAUUUUGAUUUAGAUAUAGAUAUAGAUAGAGUUUCACCUUUUUGUAAGAAAAUGCUCUUUGAAUUAGUUGUGUCUCUUUUAUUUCCACACGAAAUUUGUAAAUAUUCAUCAAUUUAAUUCUUAAAA
This is a messenger RNA of Cicer arietinum (chickpea), 1299 nucleotides long. Its product is annotated as small heat shock protein, chloroplastic-like. The record is from RefSeq and is a predicted model, not a curated record. Lineage: Eukaryota; Viridiplantae; Streptophyta; Magnoliopsida; Fabales; Fabaceae. Gene Ontology annotation, biological process: response to heat.